AGACAUGGCUACUUUUGUUACAACUGAAAUGCAUACUUGUGGACAGCCUAUCAGAAUAGUAGAAAAAGGGUUUCCGAAAAUACAUGGGGACACACUUCGAAAAAAGAUGGACUAUCUGAUACAAUACCAUGAUCAUCUCCGAAAGCUCUUGAUGUGGGAACCACGAGGACACUUUGAUUUGAUUGGUGUAAUCUUGGUUCAACCAGAUCAUCCCGAUGCUGACAUUGGUGCUAUUUUUAUGCAUAAUGAAGGAUAUGGACCUAUGUGUGGGGAUGCUACUAUGUCGUUAGGAAGAUAUUUAGUAGAUAAAGGCAUAGUUAGAAAUUCUACUAUACCCCAAACAGUUGUGAAAAUCCAAUGCCCCUGUGGUCUUGUCGAGGUCCGUGUCCAGAACAAUGGAAAGAAAACAGGAGCUGUAAGCUUUUUAAGUGUUCCUUCAUUUUUGUAUGCAAAAGAUUUGUCUGUUAAUGUAUCAGAAUUUGGACAAAUUGUUGUCGAUAUUGCCUAUGGUGGUGGUUUCUAUGCUAUUGUUCGUUCUUCACAGUUUAAAUUGAAAAAUGAUUGUUCUUCGGCCAAGAUGAAAGAGGCUUCAGGAAAGUUGUUAGGCGAGCUGAGAACCCAUUAUAAAGUGAAACACCCAGAAAAUAGUGAUGCAAACAUUUCGUACAUAUAUGGAAUUAUUGUCACUGAUGGGAAGGAUGGACACAACGAAGAAGUAACAACAAACUUUACUUUAUAUGCAGAUAAUGCGGUGGGACGAGCACCAUGUGGGUCAGGAUCGUCUGCUAGGAUAGCUCAACAGUACAGUAGGGGACUGAUAAAGCUGGAUCAAACAAGGAUAUUUGAAAGUAGAACAGGAGGCAAAUACAGAGCGACACCUGUAAAAGCAGUGUCAUGUGGAGACUUUGAUGCUGUCGUUGUAGAGGUUUCAGGAAAUGGACACUACACUGGAACCUCUUCAUUUUCACUAGAAGAAGGCGAUGAAAUAGGAAAAGGAUUUUUGAUGUCAUGAUAAAAAAAUAUCCCAGACUAUGACUGUUACAUUUGCAAGUGAACGAGUUGUUUUUUUAAUUAUUAGCUGUAUCAUAUCAGAUUUGCUUUGUUAUUAUCAUGCUAUUUGCAUAUUACAUUUGUCGUUUUUAAUCACGACUUCUGUCCGUUCGUGUCAUUCGGCAUGUGACUACGUUGGAGAUCGGUUCGAUGACAUACAUGGUUAACCCCACAGAAUCCUUAUCUGCAUGUUCAAAUCUUAGGGUCUGUAGUUAGAGUAAAAAAAAUAACAUACAGAACUCCGUGUAAAAUUCAAAACGGAAAGCCCCUUAACACAUGACAAAAUCAAAGGCUCAAAAACAUAAAACGAAUGAUAAACAACUGUCAUGUUCUUGGCUUGGUACAUGCAUUUUAUAUGUAGAAAAUGGGGAAUAAAACCUGAUUUAUAGCUAGAUAAAACGUUUAGUUGUUGGACUGUCGCAUACAAAUCCAUUAUAUUUUUUGUCUUAAUUAUUUUUCAUUUAAUGUUAUCAGCUUAAAUCAAGUCGUGAUAAUUUCUUUUAGAUUUUUUUCACAAUUGUUUUUAUUCCACAACAGUUUACAGCUUACGGUGACAUGUAGGGGUCAACAUCUUUUUAUUCUUCAUCCCAUUCGUAUUAUGUAUACUGUACAAUUAUUCAUGUAUGUAUAUCUAAUAUGAACAUUUAGAUUAUGUAAGUGUAGAAAGACGCCUGACUUCGAUUAUCUGAUGAUGUAUACAUCUUCUUUUAAAGGCAUUCAAAUCAUGGGAAUAACAUAUGUUUGACAUAAAUUAUAUACAUUUCACAAGGUAGAUUUUUCAAUGGGACAAAAACUAUCAAAUUUAAAAUGAAUAUGAAUUACACAUUUUGUAAACAUACAAUUCUAUUAUUCAGUAUUUCAAGUUAAAAUAAAUACGUACAUUUAGCGUUUAUGUGUUUGUUAACAAAAAAUGAAAUUGCUAAAAUAAAUGGUGUCAAU
Molecule: messenger RNA, 1989 nt
Organism: Mytilus trossulus (common blue mussel)
Lineage: Eukaryota; Metazoa; Mollusca; Bivalvia; Mytilida; Mytilidae
Product: trans-L-3-hydroxyproline dehydratase-like
Exons: 4
Coding region: 5-1012 (335 amino acids)
Molecular function (GO): hydro-lyase activity
Source: RefSeq, a predicted model, not a curated record